AUGGAUCUUAGAGGCAAACUCGUUUCAAACAUCACCAUAAAAUCGGAUGGUAAUUUGUUCCAUGAGCUGUUAAGGUACAAACCCCACAAGAUUGCAGAAAUCUGUCCUGAAAAAGUCGAGCGGGUUGAUUUGGAGCGUGGCCAAUGGGGAACCGUUGGAUCAGUCAUCUGCUGGUACUAUACCAUUGAUGGAGAAAAGAAGAUAGCAAGAGAGGUGAUUGAGGCCAUAGACGAGCACAAGAAAUCGAUCACCUUUACAGUGAUGGAAGGAGAUCUGAUGCAUGCCUACACCACCUUCAAAUUAGUUGUCGACGUGGACACCAGUCGUGAUGGAGAGCACGUGGUAACGUGGACCCUAGUGUACGAGAAGAAGUCCCAAGCCGUGCCUGACCCACACCAGCUCAUGAACAUUGGUCUUGAUAUGAGCCGAGACAUUGAGCGCAGCCAUAUGCGUCUCGUUCCAAACUAA
Striga hermonthica is the source of this 468-nucleotide messenger RNA. The record is from the annotation of a GenBank genome assembly. Lineage: Eukaryota; Viridiplantae; Streptophyta; Magnoliopsida; Lamiales; Orobanchaceae.